CCCACAUUGAAGCAACAAGUCAGACUACAGUUCCUCGAUAAUCCUCUGAUCACUAGAAUUCUUGUUUCACUCCUCGCAGCGAAGAAGCAAAACUUUGGAAAAACACCACAGCGAAACCUUUAAAGAUAUACUUUUCCAGCUCUUGGAAAAAAAAUGGCGAAAGUCAGCAUUUAUUUGAAAAGUUUGCUGAUCAUCUUCAACGUCUUUUUCUGGGUUUGUGGAUGCAUCAUAUUUGGACUUGUGCUACUUGCAACAAGAUUCUACCCUGAAGUUGAAAAGGUGGAUGGAAAAGACGUCACUCGUGGGAGACUGUUAUUGUUGGUAGUUGCUGCCGUAACCAUGGGGAUUUCUUUUCUUGGAGUAUUUGGCGCUUAUAAAGAAAAGAAGUGGGCACUCCUAGUGUUUUUCAUAGGAACAUUAAUAGGCUUCAUCAUCGUUUUGAUUGGAGCAGUGCCACUGGCUGUUUACAAGCCACAGGUAAAAUUGAUCCCUCUUCGUAUUUGUAUUCAUUUAUAAUUGCAAGUAGAUAAA
Molecule: messenger RNA, 531 nt
Organism: Lepisosteus oculatus (spotted gar)
Lineage: Eukaryota; Metazoa; Chordata; Actinopteri; Semionotiformes; Lepisosteidae
Source: RefSeq, a predicted model, not a curated record